ACUAGACCCACUGGCUGACAUCUUAGUAUUUCUUACCUAUUGUUGUUGUUGUGGUGGUGGUGGUCACUCAGAUAAAAACAAUGAAAGAAGCUUCAAGAAACUGGAAACUGAAGACGAUUCCCUCCAAGCAAAUAAAACUUCCUUCACAGAAUGUGAUACAUCAAAACUCAUCUCUCAUGUUUUGAAGGAAGUCAAUUAAACAUACUUAGAUUUUAGUACAACACCACUACAGCUGUUGUCUAAUUUAAUCCUUUUAAUGACAUCCCAAUGAGGGCAGUUAAUUCUUCUUUACACACUCUAUACCCUCAGUUGCCAUGAUGUGUCCUUCAAUUGAUAACACCUACCAGUUGAUCAACAUGCUGUCUCAACAAACAUACCAAAGUUCUCAAAAGUUUGCUAAAUAUUUUGACUUGUUUUCCAUACAGAGCUUUGUUCCUGCCAGACUGCUGUGUCUAUCACAGAGAUCCUUAUUUUUCUUGACAUGAUUUGCCAUAUUCCUUCUUUUUAAGAAAUUAUUAGCAAAAAAAAACAAAACAAAAAAGAAGAAAUAAAUUUUCUGAGCACACAGUUGUGCCAACCAAGCAAAUGUCAUAAUAAAAAAAUCUUUGUUUAAGGAGUUCCACUGAAGAAAAACUAAAAUUGCUGUUUGAGAAAUAAUGAAAAACACUCAGAAAAAGCUGAAACAAAUCAGGAUUAAAUUUUAAUGUCACCAACGAUAACAAUUUAAUAAUUAAAAAAGAUUAAAAAUUUAGUUUUUAUUCACCAUCCUGUUUAGAAACUGAAAUAAGCAGAAUGAUAUUAUGAGUGGCAAGAAUAAAAUCAUUUUAACUUUCAUUUGGUUAGCACCAGGUAUUCCUGUUUUCUAAGAGUUUGACAAGGUGAUAUAUUUGAAGGGCUGUUUUAAUUGAUUUAACUACACCUACAGUGUUUGACUGGUACUUUAUUUUAUUAACAGCACCAGCAGGAUCUAUCCAAAAUGGAAUCCAACAACUUUGUACCCUCUGAGAUAUCUUCAGGUUUUAUCUACACACUCUCAAUGGCUCUUGUCAUUGAAUGUAUUGGUGGUUUGGUGUGUAACUUCAUUGUCCUCAUUACAUACCACAAGAGUUUCAAAACCCAGAAAACAGACAACUUCCUCAUCAUUAAUUUAAAUAUUGUUGAUAUUCUUAUUUGUGUCACAGCCAUUCCUCUCACACUUGUCCUGUUACAGAGCUACCAAGAACAAUGCUGCAUGCUACCAUGUUUCUUUCACCAAGCCAACAUCACAUUUGUUAGUACAGCUAGUGCUGUCACCCUGCUUACCAUCAGCAUUGAUCGUUAUGAAGCUGUGGUGACACCAUUAAGAAAAAAAGUCAUUCAAUCCAAUAUGAAAAAAACUCUUCUUGCCAUUUGGACAAGUUCUUUGUUUGGGUUGUGUUCUCCAUUUAUUGGGGUAGACUUUUCCUUGUUGCCACCUGUAACAGAAUUGCAUUCAUCAACUUUAUCUUCAAUAUUACCAAAUUCAAAUUCUUCAAACUCAUCAUCUCAUGAACUCCACAAAACCUUCACCAGCUCCAAAGAUGUAACUGAGUCUACAGGAGAUGUCAAUUGGCAAUGGAAACUGCACACAUGCCAACACUUCAUUUAUUCAGCCCAUUUCUUCCCAUUCCAUGAUGUUUACUUCAUGUUUUACUUCUUCCUCUGCAUGACUGGCAUGAUUGUCUGCUAUUACUACAUUUUCCGAGUUGCUAAGCAACGACUCGCUGUCCGUUUAGCAUUAAUCCGGGCCACCCUAGCCUUUACAGGGAGCAGUACUGCAGAGGAGUCCAUUUGGAAACUACAGGACCGGCGUCUGACCAAGAUGACACUGGCCAUUGUUUCUUCAUUCAUCAUUUGUUGGGGGCCCCAUAUCAUUAUUUCCUGCAUCAGUAUUGCUCUGCAUGAUAUAACAGCAGAAAUGCUACGUUUUAUUGGACUUGUCAUUGCUUUCUCCACAGCUCUGUUACAUCCACUUCUUUAUACAUUCAUGCGACAAGACUUCCAGAGGGCACUCAGAAACAAGUGGAUGACACAGAAAGUACUGCGUAGAAAUCCUAAAAUUGGAACAGAUGCUUCUGCUACCCACAAUGGAAGCAUUUGGACUUUGACACGGGACACAAUUAAUGAUACAACCUCAGCAGAAUAAUGGGUUUUUAUCGUUUCUAUUGGAACAAAUAGAGUGGGAGAGAACUGAUUGUAAAUUUUACAGACACUAACAAAUGCACUCACACAUACAUAAUAUGCACAGCACAUACAGACAAUAAUAUGCACACUAACAUAUAUAUACCUCACAUACACAGAGUGACAUACCAUACAUGUAAUCAUACAGACAGUAACAUACAUAUCCACAUACUAAAAUGACAAACAACUGGACACAUACACAAUAUUAUAAUAAUACUGUUUUUCUUCAGUUGUUAAAACAUUCUCCUUCAUUUCUUUUAAAUUUUCAAUAAAAUAUUUAUAAAAAGAA
Messenger RNA from Octopus bimaculoides (California two-spot octopus), 2488 nucleotides. Its product is annotated as G protein-coupled receptor 22. The record is from RefSeq and is a predicted model, not a curated record. Gene Ontology annotation, molecular function: G protein-coupled receptor activity. Lineage: Eukaryota; Metazoa; Mollusca; Cephalopoda; Octopoda; Octopodidae. Gene Ontology annotation, biological process: G protein-coupled receptor signaling pathway. Gene Ontology annotation, cellular component: membrane.